AUGGUCACCGGUAUCGAGGCUGCUGGGCUUGCCCUUGCGAUUCUACCACUCUUCGUCAAUCAGAUCGAUGCCUACGUCCGCGGCAUAGAGAAGAUCAAGGGUCUGAGACGCUACAGACGGGAAUUGAAGGGCUACUCAGUAGGCCUCAGUACUCAGCAUGCAAUUUUGCUGAAUACGCUGGAACAAGCCUUGGAAGGUGUGAUCGAUGAUGAGGAUCAAGUUUCUGAGCUCAUUUGUGAUCCACGGGGUGAUGGGUGGAAGGAACCGGGCUUGCAAAAGCGACUCCGCCGGAAGCUGGACCGAAAUUACGAAGUGUUCAUAGGAAACAUGACUGGUCUUUCUGAGUUGCUGGAAUAUCUGUCGCAUAAGCUAGAGAUUGACGGAACCGAUGAAAAGACACCUGGCCCCGAAACUUGGAACAUAUUGAAAUUUCGAAAGAUCAUCAACAAGGCAGUCUACGAUGAUCUCCUCGCGAAAAUUGACGGAACCAAUACUAUCCUCAAGACUCUGGUCGACCAGUCCGUUCAUCGGGAAGUUACAAAGAAAAGGCGGCAAACCUGGAGCUACCUUCUUAAACGCUAUCUAAAGGCCCGCAAGCAUGCCGAGGGGCUAUUUAAAGCAAUUAUUGGGGGAAGCUGCUGGCGCUGUCAGUGUAAGGAGCAACAUUGCGUCCACCUUCAGCUGCAAACCAAUCCCUUGCAGAGUAUCGACGAAUUCUCUGAUCGCGACUUCGAUGCCAAACCCCAAUUUCGAAUGAUCUUUUCCAACACAGAUGAGGCGGGUCCAACAUGCCUAUGGACUUGGACAGAGGUGGUAUUUGAGCCUUGGCGAAUUGAAGAGAUAGUAACAGUUGCCAGUCGCUCCCUGUCUGACGGUAUCAAAGGACCCAGGGUUCAAUUUGAUAUCCCUGCCAUGGAGGAACUAAAAACAGCAGAACAAAGCCGAGAGGCGCUAUCUGCUCCGGCAAUACAAGACCUUUGCUCAUCCCUUUGUCUCGCCGAAUCUAGGAUUGGGAGGCAGGAAAGCAUAGGUUCCAUUUCGAAUGAGCUAGACGCAUCAUGUAAAUACACGAUGCGUGCCGUUAAGAUACUUCCGAAGCCUGUUCCACAAAGGCCGCUUCACGAGGUACUGUCGCAGAUCAGUCGGCGGGACCGCCUAUAUAUCGCUGCUAGUCUAGCGUGUGGUGUGAUCCAAUUCUGUGGGAAUUGGUUGAAACCGUGGUGGGACAGCUCUGAUGUCCAUCUGGCGGCAGCCAGCGACGGAGGCAAUGUGCUAUUGGAAAGUCUAUACCUGUCAUGGCCUCUCUCCACCACGAGAACAAUACAGAGGCCACUAAACGACACUAAAUAUUCUGAUAUUGGGGGUAACCGUCUAUUGCCACUGGGGCUUGCGCUGGUGGAGCUGUCACUUGGCAAACGUCUCCACACAUUGCUGAAUCUGGAAGAUGAGAAUCAAGAUACACUGGUGAGUAAAUUCAAGGCCGCAUCAUGGCUCAUAAGAAUGGUGUACAUGGAGAGUGGGACAAAUUAUGCAGAUGCAGUUAAUAGUUGCUUGUCCUGGUCUGCUUUGUGUCUUGAGAAAAGAUUCGAGGAGCGUGUCUUCGACACUAUCGUUUCUCCAUUGUUGAGAGACUUGGCCAAUUUUGAGGGUAUAGCUUCCUAUGAAUAG
Messenger RNA from Penicillium daleae, 1668 nucleotides. RefSeq lists its product as uncharacterized. The record is from RefSeq and is a predicted model, not a curated record. The transcript is spliced from 2 exons. The coding region runs from base 1 to 1668 and encodes 555 amino acids. Lineage: Eukaryota; Fungi; Ascomycota; Eurotiomycetes; Eurotiales; Aspergillaceae.